ACUAGAUGACUAAACAACCAUUUCUUUCUUUUCAACCACUGAUUCAAUCCCACUUAGACCAUCGCUUCCAAACUCCAGAAAAACACCAAGGAAAACGAAAAAACCAUCUCAAAAACUCCGAAUUAACUCCAACAAAUCCUGUAAUGGAGUCAAUUGGAGUGCUAUUAGCAUGCCCAAUGAACGCAUACUUGGAGGAAGAACUCAACAAACGCUACAAUCUCUUCCGUUUCUGGAACUUUCCAGACCGUUCUCAAUUCCUUUCUCAGAACGCCAAUUCAAUCCGUGCUGUCGUCGGUAACGCUUCUGCCGGCGCCGAUGCUUACCUUAUUGAUGCUCUUCCGAAACUUGAGAUCGUCUCUAGUUUUAGCGUGGGACUUGAUAAGAUUGAUUUGGGAAAGUGUAAAGAGAGAGGGAUUAAGGUUACAAAUACUCCAGAUGUUCUGACUGAUGAUGUUGCUGAUUUAGCAAUUGGGCUUAUGCUUGCUGUUUUGAGAAGAAUUCCUCAGUGUGAUCGUUAUGUUAGAAAUGGGUUGUGGAAGAAAGGGGAUUUUCAAUUGACUACUAGGUUCACCGGCAAAAAGGUUGGAAUUAUCGGUUUGGGGAGAAUUGGUGCUGCAAUUGCAAAGAGGGCUGAAGGAUUUGACUGUCCGAUUUCUUACUAUUCUAGAACAAAAAAGCUAGAUACAAAUUACACUUACUAUCCAAGUGUCAUUGAACUUGCCUCCAAUUGUGACAUUCUGGUAGUUGCCUGUGCCCUGACUGAAGAAACACGGCAUAUUGUCAACCGUGAAGUCAUGGAUGCUUUGGGUCCCAAAGGUGUCCUGAUCAACAUCGGAAGAGGGCCUCAUGUUGAUGAACCAGAGAUGGUGAAAGCGCUGGUUGAAGGCCGCCUAGGUGGGGCUGGACUUGAUGUCUUCGAAAAGGAACCUCAUGUUCCUGAAGAGAUGUUUAAACUUGAUAAUGUAGUACUCUUGCCUCAUGUAGCUAGUGGGACCGUGGAAACCCGCACCGACAUGGCUAACCUUGUUCUGGGGAACUUGGAGGCUCACUUUAAUGGCAAGCCAUUGUUGACUCAAGUAACCAUUUAUAUGAAGCAGCCCUCUUCUUCUCCCCUCACAUCUUCACAAAUGGAGAAGAAAGGCAUACUAAUGACUUACCCAAUGUCAACCUACUUAGAACACCAACUCAAUUCUCGAUUCACCCUUUUCAAAUUAUGCGAUUUCUCCUCACUGCAUGAAUUCCUCAAUCUAAACGCCAAUUCAAUCCACGCAAUUGUGGGCAAUGCGUCACAUGGUGCAAAUGCUCAAUUGAUUGAUUCCCUCCCCAAUUUGGAAAUAGUUUCCACUUACAGUGUGGGGGUUGAUAAAAUUGAUCUGGGUAAGUGCAAAGAAAGGGGGAUUAGAGUUACUAAUACUCCUGAUGUUCUUACGGAUGAUGUUGCUGAUCUGGGUGUUGCCCUGAUUUUGGCUACCCUUAGAAGGGUUUGUGCGGCUGAUUCUUUUGUCAGAAAUGGGUCUUGGAAGAAUUCUAAUUUCCCAUUGUCGAAUAAGUUCACUGGUAAGUCAGUGGGAAUUCUUGGAUUAGGGAGAAUCGGUUGUGCUGUCGCAAGGAGAGUGGAAGCAUUUGGGUGCCAUGUUAGUUAUUGCUCCAGAUCUAAGAAGCCUGAUGUGCCAUACAAAUACUUCGACGAUGUCAUUGACUUGGCAGCUAACUGUGAAAUCCUCGUCGUUUCGUGCUCGCUGACAGAAGAAACCCGUCAUAUUAUCAACCGUGAGGUUAUUGAUGCGCUUGGUCCAACCGGUAUUCUUAUAAACAUUGGAAGAGGUGCUCAUGUUGUUGAGUUUGAGCUAGUGUCUGCUCUAGUUGAAGGUAGAUUAGGUGGUGCGGGGCUUGAUGUUUUUGAGGAUGAGCCACAAGUCCCCGAAGAACUUUUUGAGCUUAAUAAUGUGGUGGUAAUGUCUCAUGUAGGAAGUGAUACAGUCGAAACUUGCAAGGCUAUGGCUGAUCUUGUGAUCGGGAAUCUAGAGGCACACUUCUUGAAAAAAGCAUUGUUGACUCCGGUUAUAUAAAUGAAUUAUUUUGCAUCAUUGAGUCCAUGAAACCCGUCUCGCAUCAACAUUAACUUCCACAACCUCCUCAGAUCAUUGGGUGCAAUUGCUUUUGAAUGUUGUAACAAGACGGCGUGCUGUAAUGAGUUGAAGGCUAUUCCCCGCACCUCAUCGUCUGCAACCUGCCGGCUUAUCAGCUUGCGCGUCACUGAAUCUGUAUGCUUUAGGUAGGUUUCUAAU
This is a messenger RNA of Amaranthus tricolor (Joseph's coat), 2288 nucleotides long. RefSeq lists its product as uncharacterized. Gene Ontology annotation, cellular component: cytosol. Gene Ontology annotation, molecular function: hydroxypyruvate reductase [NAD(P)H] activity; NAD binding; glyoxylate reductase (NADPH) activity. The transcript has 5 exons. The record is from RefSeq and is a predicted model, not a curated record. Lineage: Eukaryota; Viridiplantae; Streptophyta; Magnoliopsida; Caryophyllales; Amaranthaceae. Bases 6 to 2069 code for a protein of 687 amino acids.